AUGAGGGCCGUCCCGGCAAUGGGGGACACCAAGGCCACUCAUCAGACCAAGAAGAGCAAGGCGGCCCCAAGAUUGCUCGUCCAAGAAUCCUUUGCCCGAGCCACGACCAAAAAGCUUAGCGCGGAAACGGUCAUAGGCGUCGACAUCGCACGACGUUUGAAAAACAAAACAUUGUUUGCUAGCUUCGAUGGCGUGCGCUGCCACCUCAUUGAUGCUUUCGAGUCUCGUGGGGAGACGUCCACUGUCGACAAGUGGAAGUUUCGUUUCGACCGUUACGUUCGACCAACACACAACCCUGUCGAAAAUGCCAGCCGCACCUUGGCGCGCCCUUCGUUCUUUAUCCUGUAG
Sporothrix schenckii 1099-18 is the source of this 348-nucleotide messenger RNA. RefSeq lists its product as uncharacterized. NCBI's taxonomy places the organism in Eukaryota, Fungi, Ascomycota, Sordariomycetes, Ophiostomatales, Ophiostomataceae. The transcript is spliced from 2 exons. The record is from RefSeq and is a predicted model, not a curated record. Bases 1 to 348 code for a protein of 115 amino acids.